AACUCGCGCAUGCGCCUCUGUGCGCUUUCCCCACGCUGGUUCCGUGUCCUCUCCGUGCAGCUCCUCCGCCUGGCCCUGAUUUCUAGUUUCUGGGGUCUCUGUGCUGUUGCCACUGCGAUGGGCAAACUUGCAGAGCACCGGGGUUCAGGAGAGCGACCCGACCCGGUGCGGAGUUUUAAUCGCUGGAAGAAAAAACACAGCCAUAGGCAGAACCAGAAGAAGCAGUUGAGGAAGAAGCUGAAGAAGCCCGAGUGGCAGGUCGAGCGCGAGGGUAUCAGCCGCCUAAUUCAGAACUACGAGAAGAUAAAUGUAAAUGAGAUUACGAGAUUUUCAGAUUUCCCCUUGUCCAAGAAAACAUUGAAAGGUUUGCAGGAAGCCCAGUACCGUUUGGUAACUGAGAUACAGAAGCAGACUAUUGGAUUGGCUUUGCAAGGUAAAGAUGUACUUGGAGCUGCCAAGACUGGAUCUGGCAAGACUUUGGCUUUCCUGGUUCCAGUGCUGGAAGCCUUAUAUCGUCUGCAGUGGACUUCCACAGAUGGUCUGGGGGUUCUGAUAAUUUCACCUACGAGAGAACUGGCUUAUCAGACCUUUGAGGUUCUCCGGAAAGUGGGGAAGAAUCAUGACUUUUCAGCUGGCCUCAUCAUUGGUGGAAAGGAUCUGAAACAUGAAGCUGAGAGAAUCAACAACAUAAAUAUACUCGUUUGCACACCAGGUCGGCUUCUUCAACACAUGGAUGAAACAAUAUGUUUUCACGCCACCAAUCUCCAAAUGUUAGUUCUUGAUGAAGCAGAUAGAAUCUUGGAUAUGGGCUUUGCUGAUACCAUGAAUGCUAUUAUUGAAAAUCUUCCCAAGAAACGUCAGACUUUACUUUUCUCAGCAACACAAACAAAAUCUGUAAAGGACCUUGCACGCUUGAGUUUGAAAAACCCUGAGUAUGUCUGGGUUCAUGAAAAAGCAAAAUACAGCACUCCUGCCACUUUGGAACAGAACUAUAUAGUGUGUGAGCUGCAGCAAAAAAUAAGUGUAUUAUAUUCCUUUUUGAGAAGCCAUCUGAAGAAGAAGAGUAUUGUGUUUUUCUCCAGUUGCAAAGAGGUUCAGUAUCUAUUCCGAGUGUUCUGUCGGCUGCGUCCUGGUAUCUCCAUCCUUGCCCUCCAUGGUCGACAGCAGCAGAUGAGGAGAAUGGAAGUCUAUAAUGAAUUCGUCCGCAAGAAAGCUGCGGUGCUCUUUGCUACUGAUAUUGCUGCCAGGGGCCUGGAUUUUCCAGCUGUGAAUUGGGUUCUUCAGUUUGAUUGUCCAGAGGAUGCCAACACGUAUAUUCACAGAGCAGGUAGAACAGCCAGGUAUAAGGAGGAUGGUGAAGCUUUAUUAAUUUUUGCUCCCUCAGAAGAAAAAGGGGAUGGUGCAGCAGCUACUCAGAAGAAAGUUCCUGUGAAGGAAAUCAA
Molecule: messenger RNA, 1442 nt
Organism: Oryctolagus cuniculus (rabbit)
Lineage: Eukaryota; Metazoa; Chordata; Mammalia; Lagomorpha; Leporidae
Source: RefSeq, a predicted model, not a curated record